Molecule: messenger RNA, 3154 nt
Organism: Heterobilharzia americana
Lineage: Eukaryota; Metazoa; Platyhelminthes; Trematoda; Strigeidida; Schistosomatidae
Source: the annotation of a GenBank genome assembly
AGAUUAACAGUCAAAUGUCGAAAAAGUUAGCUGGAAAAAUUCAUUAUUUUCAUCCACCUAUCCCAUUACUACCGACAUAUUAUUCUUCAUCUGGAUUACAACAUAACAGUAAUUUAAUGAAUAAUGAGGAUGUUGAAAGUGAACAACAACAAGAAAACCAGCAACCACAAAAGACAGUUGAUUCAUCUACUGUUCAUGAUUAUGGUUUUGAACACUUGUUGAAUGAUCAUAUCCUAGGGGAACAAGCGUCAGCUGCAUUUUUAUGCGGUAAACUGCAAGGUUUACUACGUUGUAAUACCUCGAAAUUGAUGCAGAUUGACCACCACAACAAUAAUAGUACUACUACUGCGACUACUGAUAGUAGUAAUGAUAUUGAUACGAACAUUGUUGGCAGUAAUUGUAAUGAUGUUUCACGUCUCAUUCAGCAAUUGUUUACUAAAGCUGAAAAAGGCCUAAACAAUUGUCAUUCAAUCGAUGAACAGAAUAAAGUCAUUAAAGAAAUACAAGAUUUAAUUAUUUCAGGUAUUAAAACUGAUAUUUCUACACCGUUAUCAUCGUCAGUGGAUAUAGUGAAUGGAAUGAUAAAUGAUUCAUAUACUUCUGCAAGUACUGUUAAUACUAAUGAUAAUGGCAACAGAUUGUCUUCAAAACGACGUAGAUUGACAAAAAAGUUAUCAACAAUACCGACUACUGUUAACGUUGAUGAUAGUGAGAAAAAAGAACAGCUUCUGCCUGCUACUAUCAGAAAACUUCUUUAUCCAACCUGUUAUUCAUCAUCACCAUCGCUGUCAUUAGUGCAUGAGUCGAAUGAUUCAUUCUCCGAACCGGACAAUAGUAGACUGUUAGCAUCAUUUGAUCCAUUUGUUAUCAGGCUAGCAAGUAGAAUUAUUAAUCCUGAUUAUCUUGGUAAUGGUUUAUUGAGUAAUGUGAGAUCAGAUUACUAUCACUUUUCUGCAAAUCAUUCCUGUCACUCGGAUAUGAUUUUAUGGACUUCACCUCAGUCGCAGUCAUUAUCUAUUGGAAGAAUAUCAAGUUUAUUGAAGACUACCGGGGCAAGAGAAUCAGAGCGUUUUUUUACGCUUACUCUUCCAUCGACUAAUCUGUCAUCUAGAUCAUUUUGUGAACUUGAUUCUUGUUUCAUUGAUGAAUCAGGUGAAAGAAUCAGUAUAAUCGGUCGUUUGUUACCGACUUCAAACAGUAAAAAAAGUGUUGUCUAUAUGCAAAUGAAGGUGAAGGAUGUAUCGGAUUUGUCUAGCUCAAGCAUUGAACACAUUCAAAUCAUACCAGGCUCAUCGAAACAUUGUGUUACUACUAAAACUGCUAUCGCCAGUGUCUGCAUGAGUCGAUCAAUUCCAGGGGAAUGGUGUAUGGCUGGAAAUUAUUUAGACAAAAAGGGUGAUCGUAAAGCUGCUAUCUACUUGUAUAAUUGUAGUGACAGCAAAUUACCCAUAUGGUCCGGUUAUGUGAACCUAGGUAACUAUACAGAAGCUAUAGCGAAAGAAAAUGCUAUGUGCUUACAAAGCACUGCAUCAUCAUCAUCAUCGUGGCCUAAAAAAGAUCCAGUUCAACUAGACAUUGAAUCUUAUUGUCAGUAUUCAACACGAAAGCUCCGCUUAUUUCAGCAUCACUCCAGUCAUUAUUGGUUACGUGUAGGAUUUGGGAGUUAUCCCGGUGAAUUGUGUCUGACAACUACACGUCGUAUUCUGGUAUUCGAUACGCGUGCCCCAUUGUCACUAUCAUCAAAUGCUUAUCAACUGUUAAACAUUGCAGAAAAGUCUUCUCAGUUCAAUUCAACUGACUAUAUCACAUAUUGUUCACCAAAGUGGAUGGGUGAUGUAUAUAUAUUAGCCGGGGGUUAUUAUAGUAUGUUUCUAUUGGAUAAACGUAUGCCUAAUCGAACUGUACUACAUUGGUCGCAUAAUCUUACAAAACCUUUAGCUCAUCUUCAUUGGACCAAGGUAGAAAGUCGAUAUCAAUCAAUGUAUAAUGAUAUUCCACAAUUUCUAGUUUCCAUGACUUCUCAGUACGCUUCAGAUAUGUCAACAUUUGGCAUGAAUUUCAAUUCCGCCUCAGGUCCUCAGUAUGUUGGCCCGUGUUUGUCCGGUAUGCCGUUAACAAGUCUAGUCACAUCAUUCCCACCGAGUAAUACAUUCCAGUCAAGUAGUCAGAAUGCAUUGUUUAAAACACGUCUACAAAGUUCCGUUUGUGGUAUCACAUCCUACUAUUAUCCCUUGCCAACAGAUGAUGGUAAAAAUCAAUUUCACACAUUAUUACUCACAUCUUACGGUGAUCUAUUCGAUUAUUGUGCCUAUCUACAGGACCAAACGACAAUCAUGAUAAUAUUCAUCAGCAUAAUAUGAUCGAGGAUUAUGAAGCUAACGCUCAGACAGUUGUUACCAACUGGUUGUCAGAACUUUGUUGUCGACCACAGGAUAAUAAGCCUUGUCAAGAAAACAACAACACACAAGUGUCUGUAAAUCCUCAAGGUUCUUUAAAUCUAUCCAAAGUUAUUGACGAAGAGUUGUCAUCAACUGACUUGGAUAGUGAGCUUGCUGACUUUGAGAAUAUCAGUAGCAAGAUUAAUGGUAAUCAGCACUUUUCUAUCCAUCAUUUGAAUUUAUCCACCUGUUCUACAGACUCUUCAAAAUAUCUACUUAAAGAUUUAGAAGCCAUAUGGAACUACGAUGAAGCUUACAAAGAAGAGAAUAAAAGUAAAAAUUCAUCACAGUUCGCUUCCAUAUUCCUCGACGAUUUAUCAGAUGAGCGUAUGUUAGAGGAAGAGAAACGGCAAAAAAUGAUUAAUGAAUCUCAUGGUGAUGAGUUUAAUCACCUGUUAGACAAAUUAAAAAAUCGAUACAUGAAUAGUUUUCCAACGCAUAGCUAUGAAGUCAAUGGUGGUAAUGUUGACAAUCGAUGGCCAUGUGCUUUAUCACCAUCCCCCGUACCUGGUCCUUCUUUUUCUUCACUGCCUUCUCAAGAUAAAUUGCCAUCUUCAAGUGGUCAAUCCGAGUAUUUUACCGCUGAGGAAUUUUGUUAGCAAAUGGUACAUUUUAUGCUGUAAAGUGCUUUUUUUUUCUCGAUUUUCUUUUUUUUUUGUAUAAAUAUUUUGUACUGUUAAUUGGAUUAAAGAAAAAUAGAAUAUUUUCCUCAUGAU